UAUUACUUUGUUGCUCCUUUCAAGACGAAGUUAGCGAAGUGAAAGUUUUCAACCGGCUUCAAAGUGCUCAACAGCUUCAGCAAUUUUUUUAGACUCGGCAGUAUUGUGAGUUGUUGAUUUUCACAGGGAAUCGCUACGUCGCCGUUCUAGCGUAGAAAAGGGGCACUCCGUUGACAACGUGCACUUUUUCACAAUAGUCUGGUCUCCGAAACCUCUUUAACUGAGACGGUGCCGUUACGAUGAUGCGAUGUAAGAAAUAAAAGAAAGCGUAUUUGUGAAAGUCACUUAAUCCUUGCCCUGAUAACACUAUAGUAACCUGUACGUGGUUACGAAAAGUGUGCAUAUACAGGGUAUCGCACGUAACUUGCGCCAAGGAUUUAAAAAAAAGUGGUCAGCCGCUGCUGAAUGAAACCAACCGCAUACGGUUUGCUGUCAUGUGGCGCUUCUUACAGUAUUUUUUUUAUAUUCCGCUUAAUUAGUUAAUUAACUGAGAUGCAUUGUGCAAAAUUUUUAAUAUUAACUUUAGAGCCAAGUGCGUUUCAUGGCGUUGUAGAGGGGGUUCAGAAACGGCCGAUUCAAUUUUUUGUGGCAACGUACAUGCUGCGUGGCGAUUUUUUUUUUUUUUUGCGUUUAAGGAGAGCCCGCGAAAUAUGAAAUAAAACCAUGUGACUGCGCUCAUGCGCUAUCGUAUUACAGCGCUCCUCCCCACCUUGCAGGUUUCCGCAGAACUAUUACGCCAAAAUCUAUGGAUACAUGUUCUCAUGCUGGCAAUAAUUCAGGAUUUAUUUUCAGAACAAACCUUUCGUUCUUAAACACGGAGUAAAAAUCGUAUUUUGUUGUUGUUAAUUAAAUUCAUCACCAAAGCUUCGCUUCACACAGACUGCAGCGUGUGCUCUGAACCUGCAUGCACAAUUUGUAUUCGUUUUCAGAGCCAGCAGAAGUAGACUGCAAGAGCGAACAGGCUGUACAACGACCCAUGGAUGUGUUCCCCAGCCGGCUGUUGGAUCUGUGCAACCAGGACACGCCCCUCACCUUCCUUGCUUUCCUGCCCAACGGAUGUCAGGAUCGAUCCAAGUGGCUUGCCCACGGUCACCACAGCGAGGUCUUCCAUGUGGCGUCCCCGCGAAAGCGGACAGUCCUCAAGGUGAUUCCCGUAACGGGGGAUUUCACAGAGCAACGGAUCGACGCCAUCGCAGCAGCCAUCGAGUGCUGCGUCAAACUUAGCAUGCUGAGGCAUGGAGUGCGCUACAGAACGCCCAAUUUUGUCGAAACGCAAAGGAUCGCAUGCGUGUUUGACCAGUUCCCGAAGUGGCUGCUGCGUGGCGACCAUGGCCUCGGAUCCAGGGACUUCCAGGCAGGCCAGAACCAAUGUUUCCUGACGCGACAUUUCAUCGUGUUGGAGCUAUGCUACGCUGGAAAACCACUAUCACGGAUAACGCUGCGCAGUGCAGUGCAAGGCCGCAGCCUCGUGCUGCAGGCGUCGUGCUGCAUGGCGGUGGCUGAGCGCGCUCUGGGGUUCCGGCACCUUGGCGCGAACCCCGACAAGCUGCUGGUGACGACGACCGAUGCGGCCAGCCUCGAGUACCACCUGCCGGGCAGGUCUCCGCUGACCAUCGACAGCGCAGGCCUCAGGGUGCACGUUGCUGGUUGCUUGUCCUUUGCGCUUGGACCAGAAGCCAAAGAAGAAGACACGCCAGCAUCGCCACCGCGCGUCAAGAGCGCUCUCAGCAACGCCCCUUCUCACCACAGCAGCGAGGCGCAACGCUUCAAAGGCAACGUGGCGUGGCUUGGUGCCGUUGUGGACAGCGUGGUGCGCAAACUGCGCUGCGAGGUACCGGAGUCCCGUGCCCGAGCAGAACGCGGUCUCGUCGAGGAGCUGUUGAUGUUGCAGAGGCGCCUGCAGCAGUGCGACUCUGUCGGCGAGUUCUUCGACACGCUGAGCAUCUGAAGAUGGCACUGCACGUGCCCUCUUCUUGCAUCACCUUAUCGAUCUCGCUCAAUUUUGCUUUUUCUCGUUGAUACCGAGUGCCACUCGGCGUUUCAUGCUGAAAUAAACGAGGGCGUGAGCGUGCUCUUGCUGAAGUUCAUUCGCAGAGCCUCGGAACACUGGCAACACUGGUGAUCUGCACAUGCUAUGUCACUAUAUUAUACCACUGCAUAAGUCGUCGUCAUCAUCAUCAUCAGCCUGGCUACGCCCACUGCAGGGUAAAGGCCUCUCCCAUACUUCUUGUAUAAGUAAGGCUCGUUAAUUCUCAGUGAUUCAGUAGGCGUGAAUGUGACUACUAAGUUUUCAAAAUACUUCGAGUCGUCGCUUCUCUCGCUGUGGCAUCCGAGUGGACCUGCUUUCGGAAACGUGAGGCUUUUUUUUUCAUUUGGAAGCAUUAUUGGGAUUGAUCCGCUACGUUUUUCUUACGACGUAGGCCGGGUAGCAUGCGUUAACUGACCUACAAAGUAGUGCCGGGGCGCGCACGUCUGUUCUGCGUAACAAAGAAAGAAAUCACAGAAUCGAACCUUUUUCUUUUAUGUCGUACCAUAGCUAUCUAUAAAGCACACGUAACUCCUAAUUCAAUGGGUGAUCGGAAUAGAAUGGCAAGUAAAGGACAGUACACAGGAACAGAGCUCGGAGCACUGCAUCUUCGUUGGGCGGUUUAUUCCGCAACAAGGACAAAGACAAGAAGUUGACUUUAGCAUGCGCUAAAGAGGAUCAACGCGAAAGCCUGCGCACUCAUGAGACGUUCCUUAAAUUACUUUUAACACUCUCCAUUCGAAUGUGUUGUUACUUCC
Dermacentor andersoni is the source of this 2784-nucleotide messenger RNA. RefSeq names its product serine/threonine-protein kinase haspin-like. Gene Ontology annotation, cellular component: nucleus; cytoplasm. Lineage: Eukaryota; Metazoa; Arthropoda; Arachnida; Ixodida; Ixodidae. Gene Ontology annotation, biological process: intracellular signal transduction; mitotic cell cycle. Gene Ontology annotation, molecular function: histone H3T3 kinase activity. The record is from RefSeq and is a predicted model, not a curated record.